Messenger RNA from Anguilla anguilla (European eel), 2450 nucleotides. Its product is annotated as fibrous sheath CABYR-binding protein-like. The record is from RefSeq and is a predicted model, not a curated record. The coding region runs from base 41 to 580 and encodes 179 amino acids. Lineage: Eukaryota; Metazoa; Chordata; Actinopteri; Anguilliformes; Anguillidae. The transcript has 3 exons.
CCCUGUGAUAGAAGCAGUGUCAGAAGUAGCAGUCCCCCCAAUGGAGGAACCACCAGCAGCACCACUGGCAGAGGAAUCACCAGCAGCAGUUGAAGUGUUGGAAACAGUGGUAGCCCCUUCAGAGAGUGCAGAACCAGAGGUUACACAGAUGCCAGUGGAGGUAGCAAAGGAGGUCCAAGAAGGUCCAGUCAUUGAAGCAAGUCCAGUUGUUGAAGCAGAGGCAAGUCCAGUUGUUGAGGUAACCGAAAUUCCAGCAGUGGAGGCAUCUCCUGAAACGGUGGCAGAGGUGGUUGCUCCACCCGAGGUCACAGCGCCCCCAGCAGAAGUGGAGGUCCCGGUGCAAGUGGCGGAGCCUCCCUCCCCAGUAGCCGUUCCUGCGAAGGAAUAUAUUGUGGUUGUACUGGAAGGUGCACCAAAAACACCUAAAACGCCAAAGGUCCUGGCGAUGACCCCUAUCACUGGAAGCAUCCCUGCCCCACCUGAUGAUGAUGAUGAAACCACCCCUGCACCAGAGGUAAAAGAAGAGGAGACGUCUACUAAGAGUGCAGAUGCUGUAGCUACAGCUGAAAGUACAGAUUAGGAGCCCCAUGCUGGUGAAAAUCAGAGAAGAGAUAGAGUAUGUGCCUUCCUGCCCCGCCCCCUGCCGUCCCACUACCCUUUGGGCCUCAGAGUUCACUAUGAAAAUAAUGCCUGCUUUAUGGACACACGGUCUCUGAUUUUUGUAUGCUAUACUCAUCUCUAGCAAAGAUAAGCUCUCAGUCUGCACAAACCACAGGCUUGGUCUAUCUUUGAUGCCCUGGACCUUCAUUGGAACACUCAUCCAGUGCAUCCCUCACUGACGGCCAUGACACAUUCUGCUGCAAAUAGCGCUUACAACGUAUUUCCUGCACCAAUACGGUUCAUUUUUCUAACUUACAAUAACUGAGAAUCCAGUUUUUUACUUGGCUGUAUUUGCCCAUCUCUAUAUGGGUGAGUCAUAUUAUUCCAGUGGAACAGUAGAUACAGUUCUUUUACUAUGUUGGUCCUCAACGUGUGCAUGUUUCCUGACUCUUGUUCUUGUUAAAUUUGGAGCCAUAUUUCACAGCCGAACAUGGUAUAUUUAUCUCAGAAAACACAGAUACGACUGGUUUUCAUAAACUAAAUAUAUUGUUGGGCAUGAGUUGGGAAAACAUGUUCAUCACUUCACUACCUCAAUUUUUUAUGGUUGAUAAUUCUUCAUGGAAUAUUUCAAUGCAACCGCAGUGCAGUAGCUUUUUACUUUUCUUACUGACAACUGUUAAACACAAGCACAUAAACAAAAAAUUAGGUCAGGUGAUGAUUUAGAGGCUUAUCUUUGUUAAACAAAAUACAAAAGAAACACUUCCAUGGUCCUCAUGUUCAGGAAUUCAUGAGGAUUCUCUCCUAAGCACAGGUAUUUUUAUCCUUGGUCCUACCUCAUUAUAAGUGACAUUUGAAGUAUUUCAUAAGGCAGACAUUACUUUUUUACCUGUCCAAUUUGUCCUACCUAAUGUUGAACUGUGCCGUAUUCCACCAUCUAGCAAUAUUUAUUUUCUUUUUCCACUGUAACCCUGGCAACCAUGACUGGAGAAUCUUAACUGUUCCAUUAGCCACUGUGUACUGACAUUUUAUACUGUCUUCCCAAAUGCGUUACUUCAAGUUCACAUUCCAGUUAAGAUGCAUGUUAUGUAACUGUACAAUAAAGUACUGAUGAUUAUUUUCAGAGAGAAGCCCCAGGGCCCUUUGAUAGCCAUUCAGCGUUGAGAGUCGAAAAUGGGCAACUAAAUAUUCUCUAUGUGGUUUUGUGAAGAGUUGUGGUUGGUUUAUAAAUAAGGUAGAGUGGUUGCUGAAUUUAUGGUGUCAUUUUCUCCUGUUUUGUUCAAAUGUAUGAUUACUUUAAAUGGGGAAUGAGCUUGUUAAUACUGUUGGGUUUUGAAUCAAUCUCAAAAAUUGUAACAUCAGUGGGCUCCCAACACAAGUAAAGGUGAUGUGUUGUUGCAAAAAGGUGGGAAAAACACCUAUUUCAAAAUAUGGGUUAGUUUUUGAACGCAUGAGGAAGUCAUGAGAAAGAACAGUGGAUAUGCUUCAUUAUGACUUCAUGAGAAAUGCAGUAAUUCCUGAAAGAUGAAGUAAGCUUUGCAAGUCUAAUGUAAUAUGUUUUUCCUCUACAACAUGCAUAUUAGAAGAGUGGCCCUUCCUUUUGUAGACUUGUAAGGAAGUGAAAUAAGCACACAGUGGAGUAGAUUGCUUGUACUUUCUGCAUAAUUGUGUUCAGAGCUUCUGUAAACAGAAUUCAGUUUUCCCUAGUCACCCUAAAGUAUUCCGAAGGGAACUGGGGUAGUGCAGUGUUUCACUCUGUAAUAGCAGUUCAAUAUAAAAGGCCAGGUGGCUACAAGCUGUGAAUGUAGACGUGUUGUCUGAAAAAUAAAAAAGGGACUCAAAAGCUGCUGUCA